UCUCCUUGGGGUAUGUUGCAGAUGGAAAACAUGGACCAAAAAGACUCGUGGGUUAUCGAGGUUGAAAAAAUUUUAGAUGGCAAAACCAGACCAGACGAAUCCCAUGAUGGUCUCAUUAAUACUGUUCCAGAGUCUCUCUUGAUGAAAAAUACUGAGGUGUUCUAUCUUCCUCAAGUCAUCUCCUUGGGUCCUUACCAUUUCAAAAAAAUGGAGAAGCUGGAUGAUAAGAUGGAGCUGCUUAAGUCAGAAGUGGCCAGAAAAGUGCACCAUGAAAUCAUAGGUGACUUGAAAUUCUCGGAUGUGGUGGAGAGUCAUAGUCUGUUUGAGGAAAAUAAAAAUGAAAGCUAUGAUAAGAGUGGAACUGGCUUAAAAUCGGUGAUGGAAAGUUUCAAGAAGAACGAGAAAAACAUAAAAAAAAGCUAUGCUAGAAAUUUUGAAUUUGCCGGUGAAGUGUGCGCGUGGAUGAUAGUGAGGGAUGCCUGUUUUGUUCUACAAGUCUUGGAAAGGUUCCGAGAAGAUAAGAAUGAAGAUACAGAGGAAAGCGUCUGGGCUUCCAUCGAUCGUAUUCUUAGCAGGAAACGACAUCAUCCUCUGUUGACAGAAAUUGUGAAAGAUAUGCUCAAGAUGGAAAACCAACUACCAUUCUGGACUUUGAAAGUAAUCAGGCCCGAUGUUGUGCACUGGUUUGAGUCGGCAUUUAAAAACUUAUCCCCCAUAGAAGUAGCAGAUUUGGGAAAUCGACGGGUGUACAAGAAAGAAUCUCAUAUCUUGCAAUUGCUUCAUGACUACAUUGUCGACAGGCCGAUACCCGUCCUCGUCUUCCGAGGCUCCCCCUUUUCAGGUACGAAAGGGCGAUUUCUUCUAUUAGUAUAUUGGAUAAUCCUACUAGUAUUCUCCCCAUUUGUUUUCAUCAUUUUCAUCAUAUUUCUCAUUCAGGAGUACGUAUCCCCUAAGUGGGAGAUACGGGAACACGCUCCAACUGUAGAGGAACUAAAAAGAGUAGGAGUGAAAUUCAAGAAAUUGGAAGGUGAAGAAAGAGGAAUUAGUCAUAUUAAGUUCAAGUCUUCAACACUUUAUUUGCCUCAAUUUAAGGUAGAUAACAGAUCGGAAGUGAUACUCAGAAAUCUGAUUGCCUACGAAAUCUGCUCCCAAGAAAGGGAAAAACCCAUUACAAGGUACGUCAUUCUAAUGAAUGAUCUAAUUAACACCAGUGAGGACGUGGGUAUCUUGAGACGACAGGACAUCAUCACCAGCAAGCUUGGAAGUGACGAGGAGAUUGCUAAAUUUUGGAAUUCUAUGCUGACAUCCACAGAAGUGCCAUGGUUCUACCCUAUUGACUACGCUGUUUCAUCCAUAGCUCAUUAUCGCAAGAAGUGGUGGAAAGUUCUGUGGGCUCAAUUUAUUAUGGCUCACUGUUCAAAGCCAUGGGUGUUUCUCUCUCUCUUCGCCGGACUUUUACUCUUACUGCUAACAAUUGCCCAAGUGGUUUGCCUAUUUGCAUCUUGCCAAAUUAAAAAAAAAUAGUGCCUAUUUGCAUUUUGCCAUAUCAAAAAAUAGACAACUCAGUGAACUGCUGAACUUUUAUUAGUUGCUGGAGUGUUAUAUCAUUCAGAUAUUAGUCUUUUAGAACCAGACCAUCUUUGUUCUGGAUGCCACUUAUUUCCAAUAUAUACUACU
This is a messenger RNA of Cryptomeria japonica (Japanese cedar), 1677 nucleotides long. RefSeq names its product UPF0481 protein At3g47200. Bases 13 to 1524 code for a protein of 503 amino acids. The transcript has 2 exons. The record is from RefSeq and is a predicted model, not a curated record. NCBI's taxonomy places the organism in Eukaryota, Viridiplantae, Streptophyta, Pinopsida, Cupressales, Cupressaceae.